GGAUGGAAAAAGAAAGCAACGCACCCACCCACUAUGGAUCCCUGGAGACAACCAAGUGGAAAGCAGCAGAUCCAGGCAAAGAGGAUGAAAUAGUGUCCAUGGCAGACUCCACAACUACCAUUGGUGAUAUUGAAGGGGAGCUCUUCAAAAUCGAGAGGAUCCGUGAAGUCCUUGUGCGGAGGGAGUCAGAGCUCAGAUACAUGAUGGACGACAUACAGCUGUGUAAAGAAAUCAGCCGAUUGAAAAAAGACCUGCAGAAGGUGAUUGCAGUGCCAGAGAAUAAAAAAUCCAAAGAAGAUAAGCAGCGCGAAGAGGAGUUAGUGCAACAGAUUCACAAACUCGUAGAGACGCGGGAUUUCCUUGUGGAUGAUGUGGAGUUUGAAAGGCUCAGAGAACGAGAAGAAGACAAGGAGAUGGCUGAGUUUUUGAAGAACAAGCUCUCCAAAGGAAGCCUUGUGAAAACAACUCCUGUAAAAGAAAAGAAGGUGACAUCAAGAGGACAGCAAACCUCCACACCAUAUGUGACAAAGACAGGCCUCACCCUCCUGAAAGAGUGCUGUGGCUUCACCUGCUCAAUCAUGUAGGCUGGGGCCGAUGCCCCCAUCUUCCCAACCCAAGAUACGUUCAUGGGUAAGCCCUGCCCCUCCCCAGUCAACUGGAUCCAUCCAAAUCAUAGAAGAUUCACAAGCCUGUGGAGAGGACGCCUGGGAUUUCCUUGUGGAUGACGUGGAAUU
Messenger RNA from Euleptes europaea (tarantolino), 734 nucleotides. RefSeq names its product bMERB domain-containing protein 1-like. The record is from RefSeq and is a predicted model, not a curated record. The transcript is spliced from 6 exons. Lineage: Eukaryota; Metazoa; Chordata; Lepidosauria; Squamata; Sphaerodactylidae. Bases 3 to 584 code for a protein of 193 amino acids.